This is a messenger RNA of Pocillopora meandrina, 6271 nucleotides long. Lineage: Eukaryota; Metazoa; Cnidaria; Anthozoa; Scleractinia; Pocilloporidae. The record is from the annotation of a GenBank genome assembly.
AUGAAGAAAGCAACUUUGCUCCCCUUUACUGUGCUCGUUGCCUUAGUACUUUCACUUGAUUUUUCUGAAAGCGCUGGGGAUUUUUUUUCGAUCUUAGACCAAGAAACGGCAGAGUAUCUAACCAAAGAUGGCACAGUUAAACUUCAUCGAAGCAGUUCUGGUGCAGUUCCAGCGCCUAGGAAUAACAAGUAUUUGGAAGCAUCGAUGCAGAUCAUCAGGGGUAAGAUCGUACAAACUGAGAUAAGUUGUACACCUCUGCGAUUUGUAUGUCGUAACGAAUUUUUCAAACACUUUGUUCUCAGGUAAUAUAUUAUGUCUGCUGACUCUCAGGCUUGCAGAACGCUUUUUUUUUUCUGACGCCAGCUAAGUCUGCGAAUUAAUCGCUCGCGCCUUGAAGCGGAAAAUUUGUGGCACAAUAGCCUUCACUGACACAUUUCCACAUUGCCUCAAUGCAAGAAGAAGAGUUUAUAUGAAUUAUCAUAUUUUUUUGAAAUUUGCGAUCUCUUUUAAGAGAGCACUGGACACAAGGCUUAGUCUGAUUUCGGAAACUUUCGCAAAGUCUCCUGAGCGAUUGCGAGAAAUGACCUAAAACAGAAUUCGUCUCUUUAAACUCCCAUUUCCCCACGCGAAUAUGCUUGUUUAGAAAUGUUAGUUUAGUAAAAACUUCGACUUUAGGCUCGCGGGUUUUGUUGCUCUCAGGUCCUUGUCUCGCAUAAAACAUUUGCAAUUAAUGAGGACUGAGAAUAGUUUGUAAAAACAACAGAAUUUUAAUCAGCAGCGUGUAAAUGUAAUGUAAUUUUGUAAUUGCGUUAUUACACGACAGGAGUGCGUGGGUAGAUUCGGUCCAUGGGCACCAUGUAUUUCGAUCGUCACAAGCAGUAUAAAUGUUCGGAUUUUUUUUUUUUUUUUUCAUAUUGUUUUGAAAUUUCCGCUUAUCCGAUUUCGGAUUUUUCUCUUCCGCCAGGUAUGGCCGAGGCAAAGGUGACGACAAGAGGAAGAAGUAUGGAUUUGGAUUCUACCAUCAAGAAAGCUGUCAAGAACAAAGAGAUCCCAAAGGCACGACAGAUGAUAGGUCACCUGGUGAGAUGGUCAUUUUCAAAACAAUUCAGUCAUUUAAAACAAUCCAGUCGUGUUAUAGAAAAUGUUUUUGUUCACCGUGGUUCUAGAGAUAAAUGUGUAUUUAAUUGUGUUUCACGAUGCAAGAGUCAGACUAAUCAGUUGUGGUAAUCGCAACGUUUCGAUUGCUAGUCUUCGUCAGGCGACGAGGUCAAAAUUGUACAUGUCGCUCAUGACCGUGGUGUGUUAUGGCACGCUGUCAUUGUUGCAUUUCGUUCCUCAUAAUUAUUCCGACUAUAAGAUCCUGUUCCCAUCAUGCCCCGACUCGUCACUCCUGCUUUUUUCCUGCAUCGUUCAUUUCCGAAUUUGCUCAUUCUUGUUUGCGUUCAUUCCUGCAUGUUUGAGUUUCCUUGUGUUCUUUCUCCGCAAAUGUUAAUCCCUGUCUUUGUUCAUACCUGUGUGUGUUCAUGAUAGUAUAAAGUUAGCAAACAGUUUAUACGUAUCGCCAACGUUGAUGUGUGACGCAUGAAUUUUACAGAAAGGCGUGCGUAAUUCUUUAAUAUAUGAACCAGCGUGAGGCGUGAUUGGCUUCCUGAAAUAUACGUGACCCGUGAAUCUUUAAUUUCGGGAAAACCUUAAGAUUUCCCUGAAUCGUCGCAUACAUGUGGAGUGAUUUGAAGUUUCCCUUUACAUACGUGACGCAUGUUUUUUUUUCUAAAAAUUUGCGCAUGAAACGGGAUUAGGACAUUACUUUGCCACCCUCUAGGAAAUAUCCGUCAUUUCAUACGGUUCUUCAUUUGAUGACCCAUGAUCCAUGGAGUUGUCUACAUUAUACCGGCCUGAUUUUCAGCAUAAUAGUGAGGCAAAAAAAUCCAGCAUUAUGCUGGAAUAAAAAAUAAAAAAAAAAGAAUUUCAUAUACAUUUCUUUGAUUUGACUCUUUGCGUUUUAUAAAAAAAAUUGACAAAACCAUAAGAUUUUUCUAUGAGACACCAGUCCUUUUACCGCUUUGUUUAAACAUUUUUAAACCACGCUGGUGACAAAUAAUUAACCAGGUAUUGCAUUUCAAGAUUAGUCUUGGUUACAAAUUAGCAAAAAGAAAAACAUGGCUACCAGUACUUCAAGCAUUUCAGGAGUUCUUAUUCAAAUUAUAAUGGAGCAUAACAGUGAUGUGAUUUGAGCAUAAUUGUGACAUCUAAUUUCUAAGUAUAAAUAAUCAGCGUUACAUGAAGCAUCGAGAUUUAUCGUUCGAAAAUAUCCGUUAACCUAAAUUUUAAUUGUUUGUUGUUGUUGUUGUUGUUUCAAUCAAAACAGUUUGAGUGCCACUGUCCACCGGAGCAAGGAAAAUGCCGGAAAGGAGACCUGCCGCGCCACUGUAGAAAGAAGAACAAAUCGCAUGAAAAUGUUUUCAAAAAGCUUCGUAAAGUUUUAAGCAAAACAGAAUUUGACAUUCUGCUGGGAAUCACUGGCGAUGUAUCACUUGUUUUCGUCAUUGAUACAACAGGAAGUAUGGGUGACGAGAUUGAAGCCGCAAAGACAAUCGUUAAGGCUAUUGCAGCUCAUCCGAGGGAUUCUUCGGUAGAUUUUAUCCUGUCGCCAUUCAGUGAUCCAAGUAAGUGUACAGGUUUGAGGUGUGAAUAAACUAAAAUGAGGACUAAUUUGUCACACUUCUGCUGGCAGCGUCUAUAUAUCUAUUUGCAGUUGUAAUUACAACUGCAUCAAUUGCAGAGGGUAUGAUCAGACCUAGAAUCCCAUAGAAUCUCUUUGUCUUAUAUGAGUAACCCUUUAACUCCCAAGAUCUCAAUAGUAAUUCUCCUUACUGUCUGCCAUACAGUUCUUGUGAUGUUAGUUUGGAGAAUUUAGUAUUGGAUCAACUUAUAAUCCACUGACUGAUGUUUUUCUUUAUUCUCACACUUGUCUGCUUGAUAUUGUAUUCAUACUGUGAGGAGAAAUUCUGUCUUGGUCACUCAUGGGAGUUAAAGGAUUAAGAGGCGAAAGGUUGAUAAUGGUGACUUCAUCUACUUCAGCAUAAGAAAGAUCCAAUCAGAGAAGACGUGUAUAAUUUAGCUAAGUGUAUAACGGUUUUUGACCAAUCGGAGCACAAUCGUACUCACUUUAUGAUUUAACAGCGACCACCUUUAUACCCCCUAAUUUAUUUUGUGAAACCAAUUUUAUUUUAAACAGCCUGGGGAAACACACACAGAUUUUCUGAUGAACAGUCGUUCGUGCAAGCCCUGGACCAGCUGACGGCUAAGGGAGGUGGGGAUUGCCCUGAGUUAACUUUCAACGGGGUCAUCGACGCCAUAGAGAAUGGAGACCCCUAUGUCGGCUCGCCCAUGUUCGUAUUCACCGAUGCUGGCGCCAAAGACGGUGAGAGGCCUAAGUACACCCAGGAAAACUCUAUUGGCCUCGCCCUGCAGUACAUGAUACCUGUGAACUUCUUCUAUAGUACCGAAUCUGGGCGUUGUGGUUCCUUUCGCAACCACGACAGCCUCAUUGAUCUCAUGGACAGUACUGGAGGCUUUGGACUGCAGUUCAAUUCCUCCGGACAGAUAUCGAAGAUGGGUAGUGUUGUAUCUGCAGCUUUGGACGGUACAACAACUAUCGACGAGGGCCGAUCAAGCUUGGGAGAAGUACGAUCUUUACGUUCCUCUCCGCGUCGCAACUCCAAUAUAAAGAAGAGAUACACAAUUCCAGUUGACAACACUGUUGAAUCGUUAAUUGUUACAUACUUCGCCUCAGCUAGAGCCAAUCUGGUCGAGCUCCGCUCUCCUAAAGGGGUUGCUCAACCUCGAACGGAAAACCUUUCCCAGGGAGGGUUGUGGAUGAUCGAGAGCCCCACCUUAGGGAUGUGGGAGCUGUUUGUGCCAGCUGCGGUCGGGACGCAUUCUUUCAAGGUCAAAGCAACCAGCAGGCUGAACUUGGAAUUUGAUUUCUUCUUCCUUCUAAGAAAGAGGCUUGGAAGGCGGUGGUACGAGUAUCCAAUUGAUUACCCAUUAUUAAGUAAGUAACUUGCGGAACGUUUUGUUAAAUGGCGGUGUUAGUGAAUGCUGAAAUGAUGCACAGAGUUAAUCCGCCGACAUAGACCCUGCAAUGUGAUUUUGCCUAACUAAACUUGUAAUGACUUAAAAUUUGACAUAGAAAAAAUAUUACAAAUUCGCAAGCGUUUAGGACAGCUAGAGAACACUGAUAAACAGUUUUCUAUCCCUUGUUCCUAGUAAUACUGUUAUACGUAAGAGCACUAACUAACACGAGCAUAAAGUAAGCGAGGUAGGUCUUUGAGGCUGUGGGAAAACACGCCAUUAUUCAGUCAGGUAGUCAUUCAUUCAGUCAGUCACUAAAUAAAUUCAGUCAGUCAGUCAGUGCGUCAGGCAGGCUGACACUAACAGCCAGUCAGCCUGCAGGUCCUGCAGUCAGUCAGCCACGCAGGCCAUUUCGUUGGACAAUUCGUCAGAUAGUUUGGUCGUUAUACAAACGGUAAGACUAGCAGUUUGAGGUUGAGGCGAGCAGUAAAAGAAGCCAGGCAGAGAGGUAGACAAUCAAUCAGUUAGUCUGUUAGAAAAAAAAAAGAAAGCAGCUACACAUUCAGUCCGUCAAGUUGCACCAGCUGCACCGCUACGAAGGCAGGCAAGCGUCAAGGAGGUUAGUAAGUGGCGACAAUAUAUAUUUAUAAAUACAUACACGUAUCAUUCUUACAGCUUUACGUCACCUUAAAUUCCAGAUCAAAGGUCAACUCUAAGCCUGGUAAUUCCACUACAAAAACGCUUAAAACGUUCAUCCCUCCGAUUGUCCCUCGUCGAUGGAUCAGGACGCGUCAUUCAGAACGCCAACCUAGCCACACCUAGUCUGGUAGGUACAUUUGUUCCCCCUGCAGUGCCCUUCAAACUCAAGCUGUCUGGGACAACAAAGGCCGGUCGGCCUUUCCAAAGGAUCUCUCGUAAAUUCAUAAACGCAAAAAACGUUUUGCUUCAGCUGCGAAACACACAGCGGUAUGAUACUUUAGAGUGUGGCAAAACCUUACGACUCUAUUUUGUGAUCGACUACAGUGGCGCUGCAGGCGAGGUAUUUGAUGUCAUGGUAAACUCGACCCUGAAAGAUUCCAACACGUCGGCAAAAGCAACUGAAGUUAAGUACAGAAAGACGGUGCAGAAUGUUUGGACUGGUAAUAGAGUUUUCCUGACUGUACGUCUGAAGACACCUCUGGAUGUCGAGGAACAUAUUGGUAAGUGGGAUACUAUUCAAGUCACUGUGAAGAAGAAUCCCGUCACCAGUGAAGCUGAUGUUGCAUACUUCACCGAGCACUUCAAGAUAACAUGCUCCGAAGAAUUUGAACUUUGAUAGACAGGACGUAAAACGUUAGACAUUUUGUUUUGGCUCACUGGGAGUGCUCUUGUCAUCUUCUAAAACAGUCAAAGACAAACCUAAAAACCAAUCACAACUUGGCUAAUUGCGUUUUCUAGCCCUUAGGACAGUUUAACCGUAUUUACAUGCUUCUGUUUCAUGUCAAUGAUCCCUUUUUAAGGCUGUAGUGAUUGAUUUUGUUUUGGUUUCACGAUGCUUCGAUCAAAAUACGCUAAACUCAGGGUCUGAAUCAGUAUAAGUAGUUGCUACUGAAAUCGCCACGAGUUAGGGAGUUGGUAGAAUAAUAGGCACAGCUUAGGGGAAAUGAAAGCGUUUUUCUCAUGAAAGAUUUUGCAAUAUGCUCUCACUUGUUAGGAAAUUACAGGGACAUUUAUACGCUCUGUUAACGAAUUAUAUUUUUCCGUCUUUCAACCGGUAUCCGAAAUCGUAAUCAUGGAGAAAGGAACACUUGUAUAAUGAAGAGAUGUCAUGAAAUAUAUUUCGCUUUUUAGUGUGGAAAGUAAACGAAAUUUUUAUGAACAAUCUUUCAUAUGGUGCUUUAGAAACGUGAGAGGUGAUUGAAUCUUUAGUUAUCUUGGAAAAGCUAUCAGUAUUGAAAGAAUACAGAAUGAAAAUUCAUAAUAACAAGUUUCUAUCGUGGAGCUCCCUUCUGCUAAUAAAUCAACCUUCCAGCUGCGUGAAAAUGUAACAUUGACUUUCACUAGGCUCGAUUUCCACCGCUCUCUUGUGUCUUAUGGUCUUAUGUCCAGUCUUCGCUCCCCUGUCAUCAGAAGGGGGGAGAGGGGGAAGGGGGAGGCGCGCGGGCUCAUAUUCCCGAACAGCGCCUGGUAAUCAAGCCUAUAAUUUCAUGUGGUG